Messenger RNA from Colletotrichum truncatum, 5478 nucleotides. Its product is annotated as cytokinesis protein cyk3. Gene Ontology annotation, cellular component: cytoplasm; mitotic actomyosin contractile ring. Lineage: Eukaryota; Fungi; Ascomycota; Sordariomycetes; Glomerellales; Glomerellaceae. Gene Ontology annotation, molecular function: protein binding. Gene Ontology annotation, biological process: mitotic division septum assembly. The record is from RefSeq and is a predicted model, not a curated record.
AUGGUACCAGCACCGCUGCCUCUACCGACGCGGUUUCCGUGCUGGUGCAGGGCCGUCUACUCUUGGGGAGGAGAGUCCAAGCGAGAUCUCGGCUUCAUCGAGGGUGAUUUGAUUGAGUGUCUCAACGCCGGUGACGGUUCGUGGUGGACUGGUAGGCUAUGGCGAGAUAGGAGGACUGUAGGAGUGUUUCCGUCCAACUUUGUCGAGGUCCUUCCGGCCGAUUUCCGCCCGACGACGAGAACCGCCAGCCCUCUACCUGCGGACAAAGCUCCCAGCCCAGGCACACCUCAAAAGUCAAGGACAUUCCGAAAGCCAUUCGAGGCCUACGCCAAGGCACCACAUUACACCGCAGCGAAACAACCCGAGGUUUACCGGACGAACCCGCACGCGAGGCCAAGGGGACACUCGGGGGAGUCGAUCCAGAGCGCUCUUCCUGAGUCUACAAGAAGGGAUCGGUCUCCAGCACCGUCGGCAUUGGUCUCUCGGGAGAACUCAUUCAACGAAACUGCCUCGACUAGAUUGCGAGCUUACACGUCACCAGCCCCCAGCGGUUACGUAUCGCGGGGCAACUCUUUCAACGACGGUGCCCAGCAGUACGUUUCGAGAGGGCGCACCCCGAUACCAGAUUACCAUCGAUCAAGGACGCCUGUUCAGGAUCCUCAUCGUGCUAGAACACCGAUCCCCGAUACCCAUCGUGCUAGAACGCCGGUGCCUGACCACCACCGGGCUAGGACACCAGUCCCUGAUCAUGAGCUUCGGUCGAGAACACCAGUCCCUGACUACGGCCACUCAUCGAGGGUCAAUUCUUACAACACGGACAGGGACCAGUCGCCUUUACCCCCUCCGCAUCGUGGCUCCAGAGAUCCUUCCCCCGCACCUUCGUUUAGCUAUAAGCCUUACCGCCCACCGCAAGGGAAGGUCGAUUCUCCACCGCCCCCAGCACCACCGCCACAUCGUCACGUUGGAGCGCCGCGACAUAAACAAAGUAUAUCCUAUGACAGCCGACACGAUGUUCCGCGUCACGGGUCCAAUUCUUCCUAUGACGAUCGUUUCAACGCAGGGCGGCAUGGCUCAAACAGCUCCUUUGACAAGCGAGUCGAUAUUGUGCGUCAAGGUUCAAACGCUUCGUAUGAGAACCGACAUCCCCCGCUGGACAGGAAUGGCUCGCACUUGUCGUACUCCCACCGACCACCAGCCAUUCAGACCCAAAGGGUGCCGUCCCCGUCUCCGCCGUCUCCUGCAGCGAGCCAUAUGACUCCUUCCCCACUACGGGAGGCAAUGGACGGCGUAAUAGAGCAGCUAGACGCCCUUGGAAUGCCUCGAGACCCAACACCGGAGCCGCCUUUGGACCCUUGGUCACCCGAGUCAUUCAACAUGGUCAACGACCGCGCGAGGAGAAAGAACACUUACCAGAGACCACAGACAUCGAUGGGAAUCGCCCAGCAAGACGAAGGUUACGAAACUUGGAGCGGCGGGUCUUCACGCGACCAGUCCUACCAGCAUGGACAUAGGGAGGACAAGGAGCAACUGCCUCAACUCAGUAAUUACGUCGAACGUAUGGAAAGCCGAUUGAAAAAAAUGCACCAACACAGCGCAAGCAUGGCUGACCUUGAGGAUGAGGCACCGAAGCCGCCACCGAAAGGCGCACUAUACGAGAGACCCAAGUCUUCCAUGGGCGCGACAGAGGAGAGGAAGCUGCGAGGGCGGAAAUCAGCAUACGAUAUCGGCCGGAACGUGCUGAACAGGACUUUUACGACCAAGACCAACUCUACCAGCGCAUCGUCCGGGAACCAGAGUUCGACAACCCAGAGCAGCGACAGGAGUUUAAUGAGUGGCUCCUCAGCUGGCGCCAUUAGCGCUACAAGCGCAGGCAGUUUUGCUCGGAAGACCCAAAAGCGUGCCCAGAGUGCCUUGGGAAUGCGUGAUGCUGACAUUGAACGACCUGAGACUCCUUUCACUGGAGUCACAUACCACAGCAGUCACGCAUCCGAGGCGGCUCGGCCGAAAUCGCAAGUUGGUUUUCACGAGGAUGCAGGACUCGGGGGGCUUGUUACUCCAAAACCUCCGAAAAGAAACAUCUUCAAGAAACUCCUCGAUACAGCAAAGACUGGGGUGGCAUCCGGGCGCAGUAGUAUUGCCAUGGGUGGCGACUCGCCAAGGUCAUCGCCCUUUGCUCGGUCUAUGCCCAAUGUUGCCUCUCAGGCUGGUGCUAGCGUUUCCAACCUGUCUGCCUUGGGGAGCACUGGUUUCGGUAGGGACGUUGCCAGGGAUAUGGGCGCCGCCAAUGGUGUCGAUUGGGUGCAGGUGCGGAGGGAUGUCAAUCGAUCCAACUCAUUAAGCAAGAACGAAAGGAACGAACGGAGAGACCGAUGUCAAAUGCUCGACUAUCCGGCGCUGAAUCCAGUCGACGAGCUGUACGAAGGCGUCGAGGGCGAUGAAGGGGCUGAUGGGUUGCCAGUGGAGGAUCCCAUCGACUAUCAAGCCCUGAACCUCACCCAAGUCGACAAGAACUCGAGGUUUUUGAGCAGUCUUCCCGCAAUGACGACGGCCUUAUCACUUGCAACUACCUACGUUUGUCGUCCGUACCGCAGCGACGUUCAAAGGCUGCGAGCAAUUUUUACCUGGGUAUCAGAGAAGAUCUGCUGGGAAGACGACGUCGAAGGAGAGAUCGACACAAGAAGAGUGGUUCAAUCGAAACGAGCAUGCGCCGAGGAGUAUGCUGCUCUAGUGCAGGAGAUGUGCUCCGCUGUAGGCAUUCACUGUGAAAUGGUUCGGGGAUAUCUCAAGACACCAGGCGAAAUUCCAGAGCACAACAUCAUGCCUCGGGCAAAUCAUUGGUGGAACGCGGUGCUGGUUGACAACGAGUGGCGUAUGAUGGACUGUUGCAUAGCCAGUCCAUCCUAUCCAAGGAGGCAUCUCUACUCGAGUGCCGGCAACAGCGCAGCCGACCUCUGGUGGUUCCUCGCACGACCGACUGAAAUAUGCUGGACGCAUAUUCCUGAACACCACGCUCAGCAGCAUAUUUGCCCUCCGCAAGCGCAUGAAGUUCUUCUCAACCUGCCCUGCGCCUGCCCUCCUUUCUUCAAGAAUGAGCUGGAGAUGGUUGACUACAAUACGGCUGCAACUCGCAUAGAAGACCUAGAGAUGGUACAUAUCAAGUUCAAUGUACCAGCCGAUGUAGAGGUUGCAGCCGAGGUUGAGGUUCGAGGUUACACGAGGGAUGUGGACGGCGAUGUCUUCGAGAGCGGCGAGGUGGUAAAGAAGAGAGCACUGGCCCAAGCCGAAUGGUUCAACGGUAUCAAGCGAUACACAGUGAAGGCUUUGUUGCCCGGCGACGAAGGACAGGGAAUCUUGAAGAUCUACGCCGGUAAGCGCGGUCUGAUGCACAGCAUCAAGGACAUCCCCCAUCCAACAGCGUUUGCACUGCCGAUAAUUCAUACGGGAGAGAACCCCCCAUACGAAUUCGUGACGAGGCAUCCAACACCUCACGCACAACGUCACGACAUCUAUGUUGUUCAGCCUCAAUGUCAACGUCUGGCUCUGAACAACACCUUCGUCUUCGCGAUCCGCCAACACCCAAGCUCCCUUACAAGCGGCGGAGGAUCAGUGAUGACGCCUUCAUCGAACCCCGGAGGCGCAAGUCCGAUCCCAUUCGCAAGACCAAGCUCAGCUCUGAGUAUGACAGCCUCGAACGUUAGCAUGUCUACCUCCGGCGUGGCUUCGGGAUCCUCAGGAAAGAAACCGGCAAAACUGGCCAUCCAAACCCCUGGUGGCAAGAUCCUCCGUCUUAUGCGGAAGGAGGAUCGUCGGGGAAUCAGCGUUGGCGGCAGAGGAAGUGAGGAGGAGGUUAGCGACGGUGGCACUUGGGAGACCAUUAUCAAGUGCUCAGAGAAGGGUUGGCCAAUAGUCAGUAUGGAGUCCCUCGCGGCGCUGGGCCUCGCUUCGAAUAUUGUGCAGUUUAUCGAUUUUUCUUCGAACCUCGUACGCGAUGCCGCCAAGGUCUAUCAAUCGGCUUCUGGCCUCCCAGCAGAGCUGCAAGAUGUAGCCGUCGUUACUGAGAGCCUCGAGUCUUAUAUGGGCCGGCUUUCUAUAUCCCAGCACAACCCGACUCCUUCAGCAAGUGACAAGGCCUUUGCCACGCUUGCCAAUAAUUGCCGAAGCACGUGUGCUGAGUUGCAGCAAUUAGUCGAGAAGGUCAAGGGCAAGGAGCCUAGGUCUCGGAAGGACAGUUUUCGCGUCGCUUGGAGAGCUCUGCGCCAGAAGGGCAAGCUGGAGGAAUUGGAGAAGAGAGAGGAGCAUCAAGAUACACAUGACCAAGUCAAGUCACAGACAGCUUUGGACGCUACGAAUGCUCAAGAAACCAGAGAAGAGUAUCAAAAAGCUAAAGACGAAAUUAUUGCCGCCGUCCACUCGAUGCAAAAGGCUCAGGCAAAGGAUGCCAACAACACAUUGUCAGCUCAUGGCGACGUUCUUGGGGAGAUUCGCGAUGCGCUGCACAAAAUGUCAAACACCAUGAAGACUACCAGUGCAGAAAGACAGAUUUUGGAUAAGCUAUGGUUCUCUGAGCUGCAAACCCGAGCCUUUUCGAUUGAGGAAGCUCAUCGAGGAACGUAUCGUUGGCUCUUGCAUGACCCGGACACCGAUCCAGAACAGCAUUGGGAGGGUAACUCGGAAACACUUUCAGAUGUGUCUGAUGAUAACGUCUACUUCGACCGUAGUGUAGACGACGAAGAUUACGAAGAAUAUUACGGAGAUGAUCACGAAUAUGAAAAUGAAAAUGAUGGUGAAGAGAGUAGCGAAGAAGAUGAAGGAGAAGAAGACAUCGAAGGAGACCAGAGGAUGAGAGGACCACGCCAGACAGAAACAACCCAAUCUCAACGCCAAACUGAGUCACAAUCAACCUUCAUAUAUGCAACACAUAGACUAGGCACAGAGCAGGGCGAAAGACGAAUUUGGCGAGAGCGCUUCAAAAGUUGGCUAGAAAGUGAGAAUGGCUUCUUCUACAUUACAGGGAAGCCCGGUUCAGGAAAAUCGACCCUCAUGAAAAGCAUCGGCCAAGACCCGGCUACACGAAAUCUUCUUGAAGCCUGGGCGCGCAAGGAUGGAAAAGAUCUGUUGCUUAGCCAAUUCUUCUUCUGGAAUUCCGGUACUAUGCUUCAGAAGAGCAUUGAAGGGCUCUAUAGAAGCAUUUUGUGGGAAGUGCUUCAGCUUAGACCUGACUUGAUUGAGCAAGUCUUCCCUAGCCUCUGGCAAAAGGCGUGCGACGGUAUAAUUCAGGAGUCUGAUAUCAACCUACCGCUUCUGGAAGCGACUUUUAAGAACCUUAUCAGCAGUCAGGAGCUACUUAGUAAGCACAGCAUGUGCUUUUUCAUUGAUGGGCUUGAUGAAUUUGAAGGAGACUACUGGAAGCUGGCCAAGUACCUCAAGAGCUGUUCGCCGGUGAUGAGCGGUUCGUCGAAGCCCGUCAGAUCAGCAUAG